Molecule: messenger RNA, 2520 nt
Organism: Punctularia strigosozonata HHB-11173 SS5
Lineage: Eukaryota; Fungi; Basidiomycota; Agaricomycetes; Corticiales; Punctulariaceae
Exons: 6
Coding region: 1-2520 (839 amino acids)
Biological process (GO): mRNA splicing, via spliceosome
Cellular component (GO): Prp19 complex; spliceosomal complex
Source: RefSeq, a predicted model, not a curated record
AUGGUGCGCAUCAUCAUCAAGGGCGGCGUCUGGAAGAACACCGAGGAUGAGGUGCUCAAAGCGGCCAUUGCCAAGUAUGGCAAGAACCAGUGGGCUCGCAUCUCCUCUCUCUUGGUCCGCAAGACGCCGAAGCAAUGCAAAGCUCGUUGGUACGAGUGGUUAGACCCCUCCAUCAAGAAGACGGAAUGGUCCAAAACCGAAGAUGAAAAGCUCCUGCAUCUUGCGAAGCUUAUGCCCACGCAAUGGCGAACCAUUGCGCCUAUCGUGGGACGUACAGCGACCCAAUGCUUGGAGCGCUAUCAGAAGUUGCUGGACGAGGCGGAAGCGAAGGAGAACGAGGAGCUGGGAUUGGCGGGGCCGGGCGAUUCGGGGCCUGCUGAGGACGUACGCAAGCUCAGGCCAGGGGAGAUAGACCCGGACCCGGAGACGAAGCCGGCUCGUCCGGAUCCUAUCGACAUGGACGAGGAUGAGAAGGAAAUGUUGUCCGAGGCUCGUGCUCGUCUGGCCAAUACCCAAGGAAAGAAGGCGAAGAGGAAGGCCAGGGAACGUCAACUGGAGGAGGCGAGACGACUCGCUGUUUUACAAAAGAAGCGAGAAUUGAAAGCGGCUGGCAUCAUAAUGCGUUCAAAGACGAAGAAGAAGGGUAUGGAUUAUAACGCCGAUAUACCAUUCGAGAAGAAGCCCGCGCCCGGAUUUUACGACACCUCGGACGAGCAAGCGAGAAUCACGUCUGCGCCCAUCGGCCAGAGCUUACGUCGUCUCGAGAACAAGCGCAAACCGGAAGACGAGGAGGCGGAAAGGAAAAAACGGCAGCGACGGGAUGGGAAAGACGGGGACAAAGCCCCGCAUCAGACCAAAUUCGUCGCAGCGCGGGACGCGCAGAUUCAAAAACUGAAGGAGGCAGAAGAGAUCGGUAGGCGACGAAAGCUGGUUUUACCGAGCGCGCAGGUCGGCGAGGCCGAGUUGGAGGACAUCGUCAAAAUUGGGCAAGCGGGUGAGAGCGCGAAGGCGUUGGUCGCGGGUGGCUUGGAUGCUACAGGAAGACUUCUGAGCGAUUAUGAGGGCCUGGAGCGGGCGAAGAUGGCACGGACACCGAGGACUGCUCCUCAACACGAUAAUGUAAUGGCUGAAGCGCGAAAUCUCAGAAAUAUGACCAUGGCACAGACACCCCUGCUUGGCGACGAGAACACCCCCAUUCACGAAGGUCCUGGAGGCGGGACUGGGUUUGACAGUGCCACGCCUCGUCAUCAAGUUGCAUUCACACCCAAUCCUCUUGCAACACCCCGCGACCCCAGCGUUGAUCCAUCCAUGACCCCCCGUACGGACGGCGGCAUAUCCGCUACUCCUCUACGCACACCCAUGCGCGACAGCUUGAGCAUCAAUCCUGGCGAUGGCAUGACACCGGCGCACAACGGUGUACCUUCGGACCAUCGGCUCAGGGAAAACCCCAUCAAACGUGCUCUCAAGGCAGGAUUCAUGAACUUACCGAAGCCCGAGAACAAUUUCGAGCUCCUAGUGCCAGAGGACGAGGAAUUGGAUGACGCCGCUGCCGGUGGUCCUCAAUUGUCCGAGGAGGAUGCUGCGGAGCGCGACGCGCGGAUUAAACGGAGGCUCGAGGAGGAACGGAGCAAAGAGCUCGCGCGUCGAUCUCAGGCUGUUCGACAGGAAUUGCCCCGACCGCCAAACGUCGAUAUCUCGAAGCUAAUGGAGGAUCUUACUGUGGAUGAUACAGAAGCGGAGCUUGCACCUGCGUUGCAAAUGGUACACGCGGAGAUGGCGAGGCUAUUGGAACACGAUUCCAUUGCCCACCCCGUGCCCGGCACAUCACGACCGGGCGGCAGUACUUCUCAAUACAGCAUGCCGCCGGACGAGUAUAUCGAUCUCGCAAAAGCUGCAGUGCAGACCGAGUUAGCUACGGCGCUUGGGUUCCCCGACGCGAAGCUGGAUCAGAUCCGACAAGGCCUUGCUGCCACCACCAAUUGGGAUGAAGUACACGAGUCCGAGUCUUGGGCAAAUGUUCGACCUCAACUAGUGUUGGACCCUGCUACCAGGCAGUGGGUGGAAAAGGAGAAGCUGCCCCUCGAGCAGCGCAUUUCCGGUUACACCUCCUUGCUCGAGGAGAGCCGCGAAACUAUGGCGAAGGAAGCCAGCAAGACGACGAAGACGGAGAGAAAGCUUGGCGUCACCCUAGGCGGGUAUCAGGCCCGGUCUACGGCGUUGGCGAAGAGGGUCACCGAUGCGUUCGAGGAGUUGCAGCGUGUCAAGAUUGACUACGAGAGCUUCGCCCGCCUGAAGACGCACGAGGAGAUCACGGGGCCUGAACGUGUCACCGCUCUCAAGGAAGAGGUCGAGCGAUUAGAGAGGAGGGAGAAGAUUUUGCAGGAGAGGUACGCGGAGCUCGAGGCGGACAAGAGAGAGACGGACGCGAGGGUCGCCUCAUUGGAGGAGAGGAUCAUGUUGGAGGCCGAGGCGAUGAACGAGGCGGCUCUUGCUGAGAUGGAGGCGCAAGGAGGCGCGUAA